Salvia splendens (bonfire salvia) is the source of this 1640-nucleotide messenger RNA. RefSeq names its product phosphoglycerate mutase-like protein 1. The coding region runs from base 162 to 1148 and encodes 328 amino acids. Lineage: Eukaryota; Viridiplantae; Streptophyta; Magnoliopsida; Lamiales; Lamiaceae. Gene Ontology annotation, cellular component: cytoplasm. Gene Ontology annotation, molecular function: phosphatase activity. The record is from RefSeq and is a predicted model, not a curated record. The transcript has 10 exons.
AGUAAAAUGGGAUUAGAAUGAGAUAGGAGAGUAUGUGAUUGUGGAGUGGAGCUGUGCUCUCUAUUAUUCCUCAAUUAAUUAAUAAUUUCUUCAUUGAAGAAUCAAGACGAAACAAAAUUUGUAAUCCCAUUUCCAUCAUUCAUUAAUCUUGUAUCGAUCACAUGUUCGCCACCACUACUUUAAAUCCCACGUCUCUUACUUCUUCUCUCAUUUCCGGAUUCCCAUUUUCUCCGUCUUCACCAAUCCAAGGAGGAGCUUCACAAUCACAACACUUGCGCUGCUCCUUUUCACUACUCAAUAUGGAUAAUGGCGUUUGCCCGAGUUUGUUCCCACUGCACCGCAGCAAAACCAUCCACCUGGUGAGGCAUGCUCAGGGAAUCCACAAUGUAGAUGGAGACAAGAACUACAAAGCUUUCAUGUCUCCGGAAUAUUUUGAUGCGCACCUAACUCAAUUGGGCUGGCAGCAGGUUGACAACCUGCGUAAACAUGUGCAUUCAAGUGGCCUCAUAAAGAGCAUUGAUUUGGUCAUUACGUCUCCAUUGCUAAGGACCAUGCAAACAGCUGUUGGGGUAUUUGGUGGCGAGGCCUAUUCUGACAAGAUGGAUAUUGUACCACUAAUGGUGGAAAAUGCUGGAAAUAGUGACCAUCCUGCAAUUUCGAGUCUUGAUUGCCCACCUAUUGUUGCAGUUGAACUCUGUCGAGAACAUCUGGGAGUUCAUCCUUGUGAUAAGAGGAGAAGCAUUAGCGAAUAUCGAUGCCUUUUCCCAGCUGUUGAUUUUUCACUGAUAGAGAGUGAUGAUGAUGUAUUAUGGAAGGCUGAUGUCAGAGAGACCAAGGAUGAGGUUGCAGCUAGGGGAAUGAACUUCAUGAACUGGUUGUUCACACGGAAAGAGAAGGAGAUAGCAAUAGUUACACACAGUGGGUUCUUGUUCCACACACUAGCUGCCUUUGGCAAUGACUGUCACCCUCUUGUAAAGAAAGAAAUUUCUAGUCAUUUUGCCAACUGCGAGCUUCGUUCCAUGGUCAUCCUUGACAGAGGCAUGGUUGGGUCAGAUUGUUCAUCAACUAACUUUCCCGGAAAGAUCCCCUCGGGGCUGGAUUCUCCGAGUGAUGCCGCUGCAGAUGCGAAGAAGGAAGGGAAAGAGUGACCAAACUCGUUGCACCAAUAAAGAAUAUCUAAGCGAUGGAUGAGGCGAGAGCAAUUUAAGCACUCGUUGCUUCCAGGCCAUUCCGAGAAUCGACACAUCUCUUCAGAAAUAUGGUGCCUCUUCCUGAUUAUCUUCUUUGAAUAUUGAGUGCCUGUGCAGACAUGACUGAGUUUCUUCAUCAUCCUAUCUAUUAGUAUUUCCCACCAUGUGUGGUGAAUUUGUGGUUGAAUCAAUGUUUGAUUAUAAGCAUUUUAAAAAUUAGUGCUAAACUUUAGGAACUGAUUUAUUUAGUUUGUUAUUGUUAUGAUUUUGUUCUAGAUUUUAGGAGUCACUCAUUGUGUAGAGUGAUUUAGCAGUUGAUUUAAUUUCAGUUAUUCUACUUCUGUUAGUGGCAGAUAUAGGAAGAGUGGUAGAGAGUUUUUAGAAAUUUGUUAAGUAGUUGCCUAUAUAUAUGUUGUACUUGGAAGUUAUCAAUAUACAGAUUUUCUGCCA